CGGUCCGAGCGCCGGGGUUGUCCAUUGCGCAGCCUGUCCUGGAAGUUCACUGUAUUCAGGCGUUCGCCCAGGACAGCUCGGAGCCGGCGGGGGCUUUCCGGCGUUCGCGCAGGCGCACUGUGUUCGUGGGGGGGGCCUUGCCGCCGUCCGGCUCAGGCGCGCUGCGGGCAGCCCCAGGGGCGCGUGAGCGGCGGCAACAUGGACGACGAGGAGGAGACCUACCGGCUGUGGAAGAUCCGCAAGACUAUCAUGCAGCUUUGUCAUGACCGUGGCUACCUGGUGACCCAGGAUGAGCUGGACCAGACGCUUGAGGAGUUCAAGGUACAGUUCGGGGACAAGCCGAGCGAGGGGAGACCGAGGCGGACAGACCUCACCGUGCUGGUGGCCCACAACGAUGACCCCACAGACCAGAUGUUUGUCUUCUUCCCAGAGGAGCCCAAGGUGGGCAUCAAGACCAUCAAGGUGUACUGCCAGCGCAUGCAGGAGGAGAACAUCACGCGGGCGCUGAUCGUGGUGCAACAGGGCAUGACGCCGUCCGCCAAGCAGUCCCUGGUGGACAUGGCGCCCAAGUAUGUUCUGGAGCAGUUCCUUCAGCAGGAGCUACUCAUCAACAUCACGGAACAUGAGCUGGUCCCGGAGCACGUGGUCAUGACCAAGGAGGAGGUGACAGAACUUCUGGCUCGGUACAAGCUUCGUGAGAGCCAGUUGCCCAGGAUCCAGGCUGGGGACCCCGUGGCUCGCUACUUUGGGAUCAAGCGAGGGCAGGUUGUGAAGAUCAUCCGACCCAGCGAGACUGCCGGCCGCUACAUCACCUACCGCCUGGUGCAGUAGCUGCAGGGAGCCGCAGGGAGGGCCAGCGCUGCCCGGUGAGCCUGCCCGCCUCCAUAGCUGCUGCCCAUCCUUGAGCCCGAGAGGGGCUGCCUUCCCCAGCCAGCGCACAGUGCCGCUCCCUUCUGAAAAUGAGAGACUGUUGGGUGAGACAUUCUGGCCACAGAGCCCGGUGUGUUGACCCACCUGACGGAAGGAGAGAGCUGACUCCUGCAAGUGUCCUCUGACCUCUGCACCCAGGACUCGAUUGGGAGGGGGCCUUUAUCCCAACACCCAGGAGGCAGAGGCAGGCAGAUAAAGAGUUCCAGGCUAUCUGGGGCUACACAGACUCCCAGACAGCUAGGCCACAUCGUGAACUUCUCUCUCAGAAAGCAAGCAAUCAAAGGAAAAAAAAAACCCUGUACUGUUGUUCCCAGGUGAAAUCCUAGCAUUCUGGAGACUGAGGCAGGAGGAUUGCUGUAACCUCAGGGCAAGUUUGUGGACUCUUUAGCAAGAACCAGGGCAGCACCCGUGUUCUGGUGUGAGCUCCUCUGAAAAACAAUAAAAAGAAAUCCACCUGUGGCGUGGGGCCUGCCCGGAAGCCUCCAGGAGCGGCUGACCAGCCCUUCCCAGCUCACCAGCGACCUCCUGCCCUGCACCUUGAUGGACAGUUGAAUGGCUGCCACCUCCCCGAGGACCAGGUGCAUGGCUGCUGCUCCCAUAGAGCCCAGGGUCUAUGGAGCAGGGUGUGGGUCAUAACCGGUUUGCCUUUUGACUCAAGGGUUCCCAUCUGGCCCCUGUCUCGGGACAUGGCCCUUCAGCAUGUCACCAGGCAGCCUGUCCUGCCCCUAUGCGUCCUGAGUGCUGGCCAUACCCCACUCCUUUAUCACUGUGAGGUCACUGCUCUGUUCAGGGUCCUCGCAGGCCUCUUGAGAAUUAAAAGAUAUUUUGUGGA
Messenger RNA from Meriones unguiculatus (Mongolian gerbil), 1762 nucleotides. RefSeq names its product RNA polymerase II, I and III subunit E (gene Polr2e). The coding region runs from base 199 to 831 and encodes 210 amino acids. NCBI's taxonomy places the organism in Eukaryota, Metazoa, Chordata, Mammalia, Rodentia, Muridae. The transcript has 6 exons. The record is from RefSeq and is a predicted model, not a curated record. Gene Ontology annotation, biological process: DNA-templated transcription. Gene Ontology annotation, molecular function: DNA-directed RNA polymerase activity; DNA binding. Gene Ontology annotation, cellular component: RNA polymerase III complex; RNA polymerase II, core complex; RNA polymerase I complex.